CCCGAACUUAUUCCAAUCCGAAACCUUUUGAAGGAAACGGCCCAAUUAAAUGCCCGAAUCAUUCUUCUCGGCCCACUCUGAUCUGUCCAGCAUCACAUUCGCCGCUAGCGCCGGCUCCCUCGCCGCCGCCGCCACCCCCAUCUCCGCCGCAACCAAGGUUUGAAGCUUACUGGGAGGGAGGGGGAGCCCAGGAGCGAGCCGCUGGCUGGGUAGAGAGGAGGGAUCUAGUCGAGAGAGAUGGGGUGGAAGGCUGCGGAGAAGCUCAUCAGACACUGGAAGAUCCUCCGCGGUGACAACGUAAUUAUCUUUCCCCGUCCUCGCAUUCCUCUUCGCCCCUCUCCUCUUUCUAGCAAAAUCUCCAAUUUCGGCGCUGUUUAUUUCCAGGUGAUGAUCAUAAGAGGCAAGGACAAGGGGGAGAGCGGGCUCAUCAAGCGGGUCAUUCGGUCGCAGAACCGUGUCAUCGUCGAGGGAAAGAAUUUGGUUAAGAAACAUAUUAAGCAAGGAGAAGGACAUACAGGUGGGAUUUUCUCAAUUGAAGCUCCACUUCAUGUUUCAAAUGUUCAAGUACUUGAUCCAGUCACUGGGAAACCAUGUAAGAUUGGAUACAAGUAUUUGGAAGAUGGAACUAAAGUCAGGUUUGCUAGAGGAAUGAAUGCAUCUGGUGCUGUGAUACCCAGGCCAGAAAUUUUGAAGGAGCGAAGAAAGCCAAGACCUACAUCACCUGGCCCAAAGGAUACACGAAUUGAACAUGUGCUGGAGAAAACCUAUGAUGCCAAGGCUGGAAUUGGGAUGCCUGAUCUAUAGGUUAGUGCUGUCUGGGUUGCAGAGUUCAUUGUAUGUGUGGCAACACCCCAGUUCAGAUAGCAGGAAGUCUUUCUUCAACUUUGCACCUGUAUUGCUCUCGAAAUAAUUUUGUUAUGGUCAUUGAAAAAACAUUACCCCACAUGUUUUUAGUCUCUGCUUUGGUUAGAAUCUUUAUCCCACUGGAAAUGCACAUACAGUUGGUAAAAAAAGUUCAAAUCA
This is a messenger RNA of Oryza sativa Japonica Group (Japanese rice), 1023 nucleotides long. RefSeq lists its product as uncharacterized. Gene Ontology annotation, cellular component: ribosome. Gene Ontology annotation, molecular function: structural constituent of ribosome; RNA binding. Gene Ontology annotation, biological process: translation. NCBI's taxonomy places the organism in Eukaryota, Viridiplantae, Streptophyta, Magnoliopsida, Poales, Poaceae. The record is from RefSeq and is a predicted model, not a curated record.